CAAGCGGUUGACUUUUGCGUAUAAAAACAAGACGACAAAAGUGUAAAACAACCACACAUUCACCAACUCUCGUUGCAGUUGCAUCUCAUCUCAAGUCUCAACUCAAAAUGAAAUUCUUGGCUGUUCUAGUUGCCUUGGCUGCAAUCUUUGCCUGCGUGAUGGCACAGGGUUACAAUUCAAAUGGAAAUUGGGGUUCUCCAUCGUACGGUUCGCCGUCUGCACCUGCUCCGAGCCCAUACGGAGCUCCUGCCCCUGCUCCGAGCCCAUACGGAGCUCCUGCCCCUGCUCCGAGCCCAUACGGAGCUCCGGCCCCUGCUCCCAGCCCAUACAGAGAUGUUGCCAAUGGCGGGUAUUAGAUCGGAGACAAAGUUAUGACUAAUCACUAGCCGGCCGAUUCAACAUGGAUUUGAAAUCACUUGCUGAAAGAAAUGGACACCUUCAGUUCCAUCAAAAUUCCCCCCAUCCCUAAUUUGGUUUAAUUCACUGCAAAUUCCGUCAUCAAAAAUGUCAAAUAAAACGAGAAGAAGGAAAGAA
This is a messenger RNA of Daphnia magna, 534 nucleotides long. RefSeq names its product cyclin-dependent kinase inhibitor 1C. The transcript has 2 exons. Lineage: Eukaryota; Metazoa; Arthropoda; Branchiopoda; Diplostraca; Daphniidae. Bases 108 to 356 code for a protein of 82 amino acids. The record is from RefSeq and is a predicted model, not a curated record.